This is a messenger RNA of Lycium ferocissimum, 3438 nucleotides long. RefSeq lists its product as uncharacterized. The record is from RefSeq and is a predicted model, not a curated record. The transcript has 26 exons. Lineage: Eukaryota; Viridiplantae; Streptophyta; Magnoliopsida; Solanales; Solanaceae. Gene Ontology annotation, biological process: tRNA export from nucleus; rRNA processing. Bases 88 to 3228 code for a protein of 1046 amino acids. Gene Ontology annotation, cellular component: small-subunit processome; UTP-C complex; CURI complex.
CAUUCCUUAUAAGCUUUUAUGCAGUGCCGGAAGUCUCAAAAGAUAAUCAAAGUAGCUUUUUUCUUCUGAGCUGGAAACUGCAUAGCAAUGGCGUUAAGUUACACGGACUCGAUGAACUUGAAGGUUAGGGCAUUGUUGAAGGAGGUCCAGCUCGAACACUCCCCUGAAAUCACUGCAACCGUCGACAAGUUCGUCUCCGCCAUCAAAGAAUCAAUUGAUAAGAUCCCUGAGGACCAGGUUACGGCUGACUUGGCUCCAGGGUUUGUUAGAGACAUCAAUGCUGAUAAGGUGGAAUUCACGUUUAAGAAGCCAAAAUCUUUAGAAGUUUGUGGGAGUUAUUCUAUACAAUGCGUUACCAAACACGAUCUAAAUGUGGAUCUUUUUCUUCACUUGCCAAAGGAGUGCUUUUAUGAAAAAGAUUACCUAAAUUAUCGAUACCAUGCCAAAAGAUUCCUUUAUCUCUGCAAAAUCAAGGAGCAGCUGACAAAAUCUCCAUUAAUCAAAGCUGUGAGGUGGUCUAGUUUCCAAAAUGAGGCUCGGAAACCUAUAUUACUUAUCUAUCCAGCUGUUAAGCUUAUUGGAAAUGCUGAAUUUGUUGUGAGGAUAGUUCCUACUGCAACAUCUUUGUUCAGUGCAGCAAAACUUCGGCUGGAGCGAAACAAUAUCCAUACUCUCAAACAAGGAGAUGCUUUACGAGCAACACCCAGGUACAAUAAUAGUAUAUUGGAGGACUUGUUUCUUGAGGAUAAUGCAGAAUUUGUCAAAAAAACUUUCUCUGGAUGGAAAGAAUUGGGGGAAGCCUUGAUACUGCUAAAAGUGUGGGCUCGGCAAAGGAGUUCAAUCUAUGCCCAUGAUUGCUUGAAUGGGUUUCUAAUCUCUAUAAUAUUGGCCUUCCUUGCAACAAAACCUGGUAGGCAUCAUAUAACCAGUUCCAUGAAUACAAUGCAGAUAUUUCGCAUCACAGUGGACUUCAUUGCCACCUCUAAGACAUGGGAUAAAGGGCUUUUUAUUCAGCCCCAGCAUGAAAAAAAUGCUUCAAACAAGGAUAUGCAGUUGUUUCCUGUGGUCAUUUGCAAUUCAUUUGAGGACUUCAAUUUGGCAUUCCGCCUGUCGCACAAUGGUUUCCAAGAGCUGCGUAAAGAGGCUGCUUUGGCAGUUAAUUGCAUCAAUAAAUGUGAAGAUGGUGGUUUUGAUGAGCUUUUUAUCACAAAGAUUGACUUUCCAGCUAGAUAUGACUACUGUGUGAGGUUAAACUUGAGGGGAAACAGUGAAGUUUCAAGCUCAGGAUUCUGCUUAGAUGAUGAAUUUUGGAGAUCUCAGGAGCAGAAGGUACUCUCCCUCAUGGACCAAGGGUUUGGAGACAGAUCUAACUCUGUUCGUGUUAUUUGGAGAAACAUUCCAUCUGAAUGCAACUUUGAAGAGGGACUGUCAGAGCUAGACAAUGAGCCGUUGCUUAUUGGGAUUUCUGUCAACUCUGCAGAGGCAGCCUUUAAAAUGACUGUCGUAGGUCCUAGCCCUGAGGAAAGAGAUAAGGCUUUAGAAUUUCGGAAGUUUUGGGGAGAAAAGGCGUCUCUUCGACAGUUUCGUGAUAGUAGAAUAGCUGAAGUUGCAGUAUGGGAACAUGAGGAGUGGCAAAGGCAUCUCAUCAUAAAAGAUAUUGCUGAGCAUGUUUUGUCUAGGCAUCUUUCCAUACCCAAAGAAAAGAUCAUUCCUACUGUGGAUCAACUUGAUUUUUGUCUCCUCCACAGGGAUGUAGAUCCUAUAUCAUUCUCAAAAAGUUUGCUGGUGGCACUUGAAGAGCUGUCAAAGCGUUUGCUUCAGCUUAAUGACAUUCCACUAAAGGUGUCGACUGUGCAAGCUCUGGACUCAGCUGCUAGGUUGACAUCUGUCUUCCCGCCCAUGCCUCAUCCUCUGGCACACGAGAAGGGUGUUCAGAUAAAACCAAGGAAACCUGUUUCAACCUGUAUAAAUCCAGUUGAAGUUAUGAUUCAGCUUGAAGGAUCUGGAAAUUGGCCAAUGGACGAAAUUGCAAUAGAGAAGACAAAAACUGCGUUUCUUCUUAGAAUUGCUGAGAGUCUGCAGAACAAUUGGGGGAUGGAGUUUACAGCUACAGAAGAUGAUGUAGAUGUUCUAAUGUCUGGCUAUGCAUUCCGCCUUAAAAUUUCUCAUGAAAGGGCUCUAGGUUUGGUGACUGGGCAAAGUAAUAAUAGUCGACAAUGGAGCCUCUCUGCUGACAGAAAACUUCUUCUCCGACAGCAACAUGCGAGCAAGAUUAAUGCUUUAAGGGGUCGUUAUCCCAUAUAUGGACCAAUAGUUCGGCUAGCUAAAAGAUGGGUCUCCGCACACUUAUUUUCCACGGUGCUGACAGAGGAGGCAGUUGAACUGUUGGUUUCAAAUCUUUUCUUGAGACCUUUGCCAUUUGAACCUCCUUUCUCCCGAAUAACAGGAUUUUUGAGGUUCUUACGAUUAUUGUCGGAAUAUGAUUGGGCCUUUUCUCCCUUAAUCGUUGAUUUUGAUGGCGACUUUUCAACUGAGGAGAAAAAUAAAAUUAAUGAGAAUUUCAUGACAAGUCGAGAAGAGCAUGAAAAGGACACACAGAAUUUAAGUCCUGCAAUGUUCUUAGCUACUAAAUAUGACAUCGCAUCUGAAGCAUGGACAAGAUCCUCACCAACUACAGCAGACCUAAGAAGACUGGUGGCUUAUUCAACUAGCAGUGCAAAUUUGUUGACCAAACUGAUUUCGCAAGAUGGAUAUGAUUCUUAUGGAUGGAAAUGUCUUCUCCGCACGCCUCUGAGCAACUAUGACGCUGUUGUUCUUCUCCACAGGGAUAAAUUGCCCUAUCCCGAGCAUCUUCUCUUCCCAUCCGAACUUGAACAAGAGCGGUGUGUGGUGCGUGGGCGUGCAACCAAGGUUUUCCAUCCAUUCUUUUCUCCUGGAGACUUCAAAGUGAACUCUGGGGAAUUGAAAAAUAAGCUGAUGGUGAAUUUUGAUCCAGUAAGGUGCUUUAUUUCUGAGAUCGAGAGAGGAUUUCCCGAUGAGGUCAAGGUGUGGUAUGAUGCUGUGGGUGGUGAUGCUCUUGGUCUUACAUUAGGAAAAGCAAGUUCAAAGAAACGGAAGCAUGAUGACUCCACAGAGAGCAAGGAUCUCCUGAGUACGCUAAAAACCAUAGGCGAGGCUGGGAAAGGCCUUGUUAGAAGUAUUCAUGUUGUCAAGGCCCGAAAAACAUAAUACUUAAAAUGUUCAAAAGAACGUUGCCAGUGUUGGUGUAACUCUAUGUACACUAUGCGUAUUAUUAAGGUUACUGUUGGCUGGCAGGGAGCUCUUCAAAUUUUGCAGCACAACUUUUGUAUAUGUGUAGUUCUCCAGUCGAAGAGUCAGCCAAUAGCCACCUGUAUUUGUAUUGAGAAAUUCAUUUUAUUCUUUGAGAAAAAGAAGAGA